This is a messenger RNA of Cannabis sativa, 904 nucleotides long. Its product is annotated as protein AGENET DOMAIN (AGD)-CONTAINING P1-like. The transcript has a single exon. Lineage: Eukaryota; Viridiplantae; Streptophyta; Magnoliopsida; Rosales; Cannabaceae. The record is from RefSeq and is a predicted model, not a curated record. The coding region runs from base 1 to 831 and encodes 276 amino acids.
AUGGCGGCUUCCAAUAUGAAAGUGGGAGAUCGAGUAGAGGUUUACCAACCCGGCCAUGCAUCGACCGGCCCUUACUUUCCGGCGACUGUUAUUCGUUCUCCAGCGAAGAUGAAGGGCAAUGUUAUCCUGUACUACGUUGAGUACGGAAUCCGUUCAUCGUCUCCUGAUCAUGAUCAUCCCCUUAGGGAAACGGUGAAUGCAGACAACGUUAGGCCCGCGCCACCAUUGUUGCCGGCCGAGCAACGUGUUUUGAAGACAGGCGAUGAUGUGGAGUUUUUCUUUCGGAACAGGUGGUUCCGUGGUGUUGUUGAGAGUAUGAAUGAGUGGUCGAUGUACACUGUUCGAAUGCACGACUCAACUCGACAAAUGGUAUGUCGACACUAUAAUUUGAGGCUUCAUAGGGAGUGGAAUAAUAUUGGGCGGGGUUGGAACCCACCUCUUCCAAACAAGGUGAAGGAGAAUAAGCCAUUGGAGAUGGAGAAGCCAUUAAUGGAGAUGGAGAAGUACUACUGUUCCAAUUCCAAACUUGAUGAUGAUGAUGAUGAUGAUGAUGAUGAUGAUGAUGAUGAUGAUGAUGAUGAUGAUGAUGAUAAUGAUGAUGAUGAGCUAAUUACUGAUCCUUUUUUGGUUCCACCACAUGAAUUCUACCAAUUUAAGUGCUCACAGAAAGUUGAUGCAUGGUACAAUAAUGAGUGGUGGGAGGGUCAAAUUUCAAAGGUUUUACCUUCUUCUUUCAGUUUUAAUGUCUACUUCAAACACACCAAUCAACACAUCACAUUCAAAUAUUCUUAUCUCCGCCCUCACUGGAUUGAAGAAACUGCUUCCAACUAACUAAUUAAUACCAUAUAUAUUAUUCUUUUGUAUGUAAAACAAACCUUUUUUUCAUUUAAUUAAUUUGCACCAU